Messenger RNA from Anopheles funestus (African malaria mosquito), 12706 nucleotides. It is a transcript of the gene lov, whose product is annotated as protein jim lovell. Gene Ontology annotation, molecular function: DNA binding; protein binding. Gene Ontology annotation, cellular component: nucleus. The transcript has 4 exons. Gene Ontology annotation, biological process: regulation of transcription by RNA polymerase II. The record is from RefSeq and is a predicted model, not a curated record. The coding region runs from base 3045 to 6110 and encodes 1021 amino acids. NCBI's taxonomy places the organism in Eukaryota, Metazoa, Arthropoda, Insecta, Diptera, Culicidae.
GACAUUUCGAUUGUUUGGCGAUAUUUAAACCAGAUUACAACACCAAAGCUAAAAAUUAAUGUAGUACUUAUGAUAUGGUUGCAAAGUUAUGGUAGUAAAACAUCUAAAAUUACGUAUUGUACCAUGAUCCUACUUAGCCGUUUGUUUAGUUUAAGACAUAUUUCACUGUUGCAGACAUUCACAUUUAGAAGCAAAUCCAUUCCCAAAAAGGAAGGAAAUCUAUAAAAAAGCAAUUAUGGAUUGGAACAUAGUUUAUCGAAAUAUUCUUUGUAAACCGGAAAAAACUACGUUUCGAAUAUAUUACAGAGUGCAGCCAGUAAAGCUAUCGUGCCAUCUACAGUUAUCCCAUAUUUCUGUUUGAUCAGCCCGCUUCGGGUCGCUCAAAGCCACGAAACAAACGCAACUCACCUCACUGGAAAGCCAACUCACCAGCACUCAUCACGCUCAUCAGCGGGCGCUCAACAUAAGGUGAACCGAACGGUUCGACGAGUGCCACUCGCAUCAGGGUUAUGCUUAUGCUACAAAGCAAAGGGGGAAUUAAUCUGUUUCGGUCGGUCAAAAUGUGCACUCGGUUGGCGGCGGCAGUCGAAAUUCGGUCUCAUUUCGUUUGAAAAGCAAGUGCCACAGUUGUACGGAUACGACACAAAGCGCUAACACAGGUUUGGCACAAGUGUAAAUUUUAACAAAUUGCAACAACGGCAUACUCAUUGACGGCAAUAUUCACGCUUGGUUCACUAAUAGUGCAGGUGGUGUGUGAAAAAAUCGUAAUACAAAGAGUAAAAAAAUAAAUAAAUAAAGCAACAUCAGCAACACGAUCCGGUAGUGUAGAACUUGAUCAAUGAUACGUAGUGUGGUGUUUUGGUUUUGUGAAAUGAGUAAAGAAAUCUUCGACUAAAACAGCAACGUGUAUAACAUAUAGUACGCAAGAGAUCGAAACAAUCCGAUCAUUCUUGAACGGAUUUCUUCUCUUGGUGUGAAGAAAUGUGUACACACCUGAACACAUUAUCCUGCGAGGAACAAUGACCUUCUUACGAUCUCCGUACAACAUAUUACUGCAUUCGUCGUCAUCGUACCUGUUUCGUGUGAGUGAGUGUACUGCUGCAUAAUGUGAACUAGAUCGCUGGCCCAUUAUUUAUGGCAUUUGCACUGUUGUCGUCGAUCAUGAUGGAAUAAGAUGAAAAUGGAGCGGCAGUGUUAAGCUACCAUUGCUUUAGUUUACCUUUUUGGCAGGUGCAAUAAAAAUAACCAUCGGCAAAAGGUGUAUAAUGAAAACAACCAAAACAAGAAACAAAGGAAAUUGAUUGUAAAAUAAUGCAGAAACGAAUCCUAACAGUGAUUUGCCGUACAUCGUAACGGUUUGGUUUGGUUUUCAAAGCUAUUGCAGUGGCAUUUUCUGAAGCAUCCUUUUGCAACCAGUAACAAAAAAGUGCAACGAAAAUGAGACAAGUGGUACAUGGUAGCAUCAGUCAGUGUUUUCCUUUCAGUGUCUGGUUGUGUUUGUUAUGCAAAUGAAAAUGAAAAAAAACCUUUUUCAUCACAUCGUCAAAAUGUUUAUUGGUCCCUUUCUGUUGCAGUAAAUUGGGCAGUGAAGAGUUUCAAGAACGCCGUGUUAAUCGAUCAUGAAGGUGAAGAUACUGCAGCUGGCAACGGAAACGCAACAAACCCUUCCUCGAGCAGCAUUGAAAGAAAUGCUGUCCUGGAAACACUAACAUGGAACGCUGAUCCGGUUUGUCACACAAAUACAUGAUUGAAUUACAAACCGAGAAGAUGGGAGGAACAUAGUAGUUAUGUGAAACAGCACCAACAUAAUGAGUUAAGUGCAUACGUUCGUUCUUCGGUUCUAAAUGCAUCGUCAAAAUUGAACUUUCGGAGCUAAUACAGUUUAGUUUCCAUUAGAGAACUUUUGUUCCUUUCUGUUUUGUGCAAUUUCGUAAAAAAUGUGAUAGAGAAAAGAAAAAGAUAACAACAAAACAUCGUCCGGUUAGAAACAAAACUAUCGAUGCAAAAUUUCGACCGUUAUUAAGCCGUUCAGUUCGUCGAUUUGUGUAUUCUUAUGCAAAAGUGUGCAAUGCAGUGAAUGUCGUGAAUGUUUCCAAAAGUAUCCCACGGUGUGCAAAUAGAUUAGCAAAGAAAGGGUGUAGAUUGAGCAAAAAUUAUACCUUGCCCGUGUAUGUGUGCGUUACUUGUGCAAUGUGAUAGUGACUUGUGCGACUGAGGCAGUAAUUUGCGUUAUUUGUGGUUUGCAAAAUUUAUCCUUCGACAAAGUAAAAUUAAAAACAUUCAUAGUCAACACAUAACAUUAGUUUGGUUUGGAAACGCAAAACUUGUCCGGCUAAUAGAAUAGUUAAAUUAAAUAAAACCAAAUCGGUUUAGAACGUGAAAAAGCGCAUUAAAAGUAAAUAACUGUAGACAUAUAAAUUAUCAAACUAAAACAAAAGCGUUUAAUCCACUGGCUAGCGAUAUUGAUUGGAUGAAAACCAAAUUAUAUUAUGAUUCCAUUUCGAUAAAAACGUCUGGAGAUUUAUAACUGUAACAUGCAACAAACACAUAAGGAUGAAACGGAAAGAAUGUACAAUAGAUACUACCUACUGCAGUGAGAAGGAUCAUGCCCUGGUAUGAAAGGAGAACUUCUGAUGCUUACAACGAGAUCAGAGAAACAGUGAUAACAUAGGGGUGAGACAGCUGUUCAUCCGUGCAUCCGUAAGGAACGACGCAAGGAACCAAAAAUCUUGCAACCGUUUUGAAAACUAGACAAACAGUCCGAAAUAGUCUGCAUUGCAACUGCCGUACAAUGAAACUUCUGUUGCUGUAAGAUAUUGCUGCAAAAACGUACUCAAAGAGCAUCCUUCACGACCAAUCGGGCGAUACUGACAUUGGAAGAGAAAACGAUCGAAUCAACACUUUUACAAGCGACGACUCACACGAUAUUUUUACUGCUUAGUUGAAAUUUGCAGCAAGCGCAUAAAUUACAGGGCCAAUACUUGUAUGCAGAAUCAGAUAGAAGAGUGGUACAAACAAGCGAAUAUCUCGCAUACAGCUAAACUAUGAAGGAAUCAUUCGAAAUCAUGCCUGAUCAAGAACACUACAGCCUUCGGUGGAACAAUCACCAAAAUCAUAUACUACGUGCAUUUGACACGUUACUGCAGACCAAGACGCUCGUCGACGUGACGCUGGUGUGUGCCGAAACUAGCAUCCGAGCGCAUAAGGUAGUUUUAUCCGCCUGUUCGCCCUUCUUUCAGCGUGUAUUCUCUGAAACGCCCUGCAAACAUCCCGUGAUCGUGCUGAAGGACUUCCGCGGAUGGGUCGUACAGGCGAUUGUGGAUUUUAUGUACCGUGGUGAAAUCAGUGUUCCUCAGGAACGGCUUUCGGUACUAAUACAAGCGGGUGAAUCGUUGCAGGUGCGAGGGUUAGUAGACCAUCCGGUUGCAGCAAAUACCCCAACGCCGGCCCAAUCGCCGGAAGAUUUUAGCCUGUUGGAUAGCUCACUUAUAUCACCUACGUCACCCUCGCUACCCUCGCCAAACUUUCAAACCAACCACCAAUCGGGACAGCUCCGGCAUCACAGCGCGACGGCGACCAGUCUUAUAUCGUCCAACACGCAGAAACUGUUGCUACCACCGCAAGUGUUUGCCGAUCCGGCGAUCAGUCUGCCCAGUGCUAACGUUGAUCCGUGCACCUCCCCAAUGCCUCGCCGCAAACAGGCACGCCCGCGAAGACGCUCGGGUGACUGUGCACCGCAGGACCUGAGCAGCAAACCCUCGACACCUGUUCCACAGACACUGGAAGACGACGACACCGAACGGGACCUGCUCGAUGACCGUCCGGACGAAGAGGAUGAGCUAGAGGAAUUGGAAGAAGAUGAUGAGGAUGAUGACGAUGAUCUGAAGCGCAUCUUGCACCGAAGCCAAUCGGUCGAUGAAAAACUGGCGGCACUGGUAGCGAAAGAAGAUUUACGGACACAAUCUUCCGGCAGCUUGACAACAACACCGACGACAACAACGAUGACAACGGCGCCGACGUCGUCGUCGAACAAUGAUGAAAGGCGAUCGCGCUCGUUACACAAAUUAAGCCCUCGCAAAACGUCUUCUUCGAAGGGUAGCGUGGGACUGCUGGCAGGAGACGAUCUCCACACUGAGACAGCGCCUGCAUCGUCCGAAUCGCCUCCAGUUUCUGAUGGACCGGAAAAUCUGUGCAUGAAAAAAUCUUCCUCCACCAGCUCCGAGCUGAUGAGAAACAUUUCUAUCGGAGUUAGUGAGCAGCGCAACCGAAUAUCGUCGAUCGAAGCGUCGGACAACAAUACUGGUAGCACCGAACCUAAUGAUCGGACAGCUAGUCGAGACGGUGUGGCACGCUUGCCUGAUGUUAGCAAGGACUCCUCGCCGCUUUCCGAUACUGUUGGCGGACAUAUGAGCAGCAGGGGGCUUCUCUCGCUGAAGGAUAUUCGGCACCUGAACCGUGCGGCGUUAAAUCGCUCUCUUGGUUCAAUCUCACCACCACCCUCUUUCUCGUCGCUAAACAACAAUCUGCACCCGGCUCUAAGCCUUAUGCAUCAUCACCAUCACCAUCACCAUCAUCACGGAGACUCGAAGCGUGUGAAGCUCGAAGAUCGUGAGGAUGAGCGUUCGCUACUACACGACGAUAUGAUGGAACCGCCACACUUUUUGGACCACAUGGAUCUGGCUCUCAGUACACAUCAACAUCCGCUAGCACAUCAUCUGGCCCACCAGCAUCAUCUACGCAAUGCUUCCCCCCAUCUGCGACCCCCAACGGCCGACGGUGGCGGUACGGACAAUAAUGGCAGUAACAGCAGCAGCAGCAACAAACAGAAUAAUAGCGGUAACUCCAGCAAUAAUAAUAACGGUAGCGCCGGCGCUAACAAUCACAACAGUAUCCUGAACCAGCAUCACCACACCAACCCGAAUAACAAGCACCAUCAUCAGCUUGGUGGGAGUGGCGGAGGUGGUGUAGGUAGGCCAGGAACACCCAAGCAUUCAUCUGGCAUCGGAAACAGCAACAACAACAAUAACGGUGGCAGCAAUAGUACCAGCAGCAACAACAGUCUACACCAUGGUCAUCAUCCGCACCAUCAUCCACACAAUGGUCCGAAAGGAUCUGCUGGAGGGCCGAAAGACUUUCUACACAGUCCCACCCUAAACUUUCCACCCUUCUUCAAUCACUCGGAAGGACCACCGAGGCCGACCCACUCGCCACUUCCCUUCCCACACAUGCCGUCGGUUUCAUCCCUAACGCUCACGCCGCCCCACAUGUUUGGACUAGAUUCACCGCUAGGACUUUUUCCGCCAGGAAUGGAUCCAGGGAAAAUAUACAGCCCGCUAAUGGAAAUGUCGGACCCACGGAGUAUGCACCAUGAUGGUCCACCGUUCCUGAAGAAGAAAAUGAACCGACCAAAAGGACAACACUCUGCACCACGUGGAGGACCACCCCGGUCGUGGACCAACGCAGAACUUACCGAAGCGCUUCAGCACGUGUGGAACAAGAAAAUGACUACGAGUCAGGCGUCGCGCAUAUUCGGCAUCCCGUACAACUCGCUGCUAAUGUAUGUUAGGGGCAAGUACGGCAAAAGUCUAAAGCUAGAGCAACUCCGAAAGGACUGCAUCAGUGGGCCACCGAUCGAGCUGCUGCAGAUGGGUGUCGGUAACAGCAACAAAGACAAAAAGGAAGGCAAAGAUUCCGACCUGCACCACAGCCAUCAUUCGGGCAGUGGCACUGGACGGGAAGGAAGCAGUGGCCCGAACGUUGGAAGCGGUGGCGGUGGUCCCGGCAAUGGUGGAGGAGGACCCCGAUCUGCAUCAUCCGAACCGGAUCUGUUGUCCAGUCCGAAUCCACUGUUCAACCCAUUCCCCGGCGGCUUCUAUCCCGAUUUCCCGGGUGGAUUUCCGGGAUUGCCGCUGAGCAUGCUGAACCUGCUGCCGCCGGAACGACACCCACCGCACACGCUGCCGAUGUCCGUCGACGAGGAUUGCAAGAGCGAUCGGUCGAAGCAAUCGCUGGACGAUGAUUUUCCGCAACCGUUAGCACUCAAUCGACCUUCAUCGGAGCAGUUGUCGGACAGCCGGCGGGAGAUAUACCAGCAGAACGGGCAGGACUAAUAUUUAAGAUUCGUUAGCACACUCCACUCGCAAGCCCACGCAUAGACGACAGUCAAACCGUGGCACGAUGGGAUGGAUAAAAGGCUAGCUGUUUCAUCCUUCUAGUUGUUGUUGUCACCUUAGCACAAUUUUCUUUCUCCCAUCUUGUAGACCAUGUCUCUUGAAAAUCACUUCCCACUCUAUUGUGUUUCCCGUUGAUUAUGAUUUAAUUUACCGACAGGUGGUCUUGUUGGGGAAAAUGGAAGAUCACUAGAGAUCAACUGCUAAUCUGUUGAAGUGAAAGCAAUCUGUAAGCACAAUUGAACAUGUCGCUUCGCGUUUCGCAACGGUUGAAGCCCGGGAACACUGGCGCAACAUGUCCAAAACGAAGCGGUCUGGUCAUUAAGAGCAUUAAACAUUCGGAUGCUUUGCUAGGCGACAUGUUUAAUUCAAGCAAUAUUAUAUUGAAAUCCGUUAGCAAAAUUCUUACCUUUAGUUGAUGCAUACAAGUUAUGGCAAUGUAUGGGUAUGGGCUUUCCGUGGCAAUAUCUAAAACGAUACAACUAAACAAAACGCCUACAUAGUCGGCUAGAAUCUAAGACUGGUCAUUUGCAACGAAGCGUGGGGAUUUGCAAAUGUGAUGGAACGAGGAGCAGUAGCGAGGUUUUCUUUCUCUUUCGCCCCAUGAAACAAAACACUGCACAACCUUCGAACGUGUAAAUGGACCUUACUUUGCAGUAUCUUAGUUCAAUGUGUACAGCGUGUACGGGUUGUUUGAGUUCUGUUAAUAUAUUCUGUUUCCACCAUCCUUUUUCGCAAACAGUCAACACAAAUCGAUUAGUUUGUAAUAUCGAGCAGAACGCAACACCGUACACGGUUUAUUUACUAUUUUAGUAAACGGCAAACUUCUUCACACACGUGCUGGAAGUGUAAAGAUAGGUUGUCACAAAACCACGUGUCAAAUGAUUCAACAUGCAAAUCAAAUAAUAGAAAACAAUACGGACAACGUGCAACGAUUGUACUGUGGUACUGCAUGUGAGGUGAGGUUGUACAUCAAACAGUUGAAAAUACGUGCUUCCUGAAGAGUAAUCUUAAGUUUCGUGUAAGUUUUAAAUCAAAGAAUCAAUAGAACUCCAACCAUGCUAAUAAUAACGUGCUGGUAUCGUCGCAACUACUAGUUGAAACCGACACCCCGAUCGACAUGGAUCGUUACGUCGCUGCAUAAACUGCAUUGUUGCGGUAUACUCUCUCAGUUAUUUUGUUUUGUUAUGAUUAGCAACAGAUUAAAAUAUUAUUAUUCAUAUUUUUUAUUAUUUAUAAAUCAAACACAAACUAGAUCUUGAUUAUAUAGUCCGUAAGUCAUCAUCGCACGAUGAAUGCAAUUGUGAAUGCAAUGUAUUUAGUUAAAUUUGCCUUACUUUCCUGGUAGCAAUACUUUUUUUUCCUAUAAUAUUUACGAAACGUUGAUUCAAUUCCGUCACUUUGUUUAAUGCUACUGUUUUGUUGGUAAACACGUGAUGCUUAGUAAACAACAACAUUGCUUCCUGAUUUCUUUCUCGAUUCCUAUUAAGUUGUACGAACGAUUUUAUUGCAUAGUUUAAUUUUAUGUUGUAACCAGUUGUAGAGGAAAGCAAUCGUGAGCGACUACAUCGACACAAGGCGUAACUUCAAAGAAGGAGCUAAGUAAAACCAGAUGAACAAUACAGUAUUAAUAAAGCAGAUAUUAUUAAACUAGUAAAUACAUUUUUUAUGUUUGGUUAUGUUUUUUUUUGUUUUACUUUGUUUCUGUUCUUUCUUUUCCGCUUUUGUUUUCAGCAACAUACAUUUUAUGAGUUAUACAUGAUUUUGUUAAGCUUCCUGUUUUACUGCCGUUUCAGUAUGGAGCAUGUAUUUAGCACACAAGAUACGAGCGAUCUUAUCCAAAUCUACAAACCUAUGAGUAGCCAAAUCGAAUCGAAUUGGCAUGGAAUAAGACUGAAAUGCAUCACACCGAAUAACACCCAUGUUUUAGUUUGUGUGUGUGUGUGUGAAUGGUUUUCUUUUAAUAAUCUUUAUUUUACCACAAUAAGCUAUAUCUCAAUCAACAAAAUUCUGUUAGUUAUUCAUCAUUGUGCGCUAUUUUUGACCAAACACAAUUCAAACGAUUCAUUUCAAAUAUUCCACACAGAUCCUCAAAGCAUUCUAAUGCAUUAUUAGAUGUUAAACUAUUUCAAAUGAUAAAAAAAGAACAAACACACACCAAUGUUACAUAUACAUACGUUCUUCAAUGUCGAAGGAUGAUCGCGAUCAUAAUUGAUGCUUAUUAAAGUUUAUUACAAGCACCCAAGAGGCAACAGUGGCAGUACGUGGCGAUCGUUUCGUUUUUGUUAACUAACCACAAUAGAUUAAACAACGGAACAGCACUUUUGUGCGUUCGUACAGAUUUGAAACCGUAAGUGACAGAGUUACUAUCCAUAUGUAAUGAUGGUUAAAAAAGUUAUGUUUCGAAUUUCUUCGUGCAAUAUUGAAUGCGCUGUGGCGUAUGUGAAUCGGUUGACCUGACAAAACUAGCAUGCAAUAGAUAUACAGAUAACAAUGCGCAAAAGCAAGCAGGAAAGAUAUAGACGCAAGCAACCACAACCAAUAGUUCCUCAAUCAAUAUACAUAUACAAUAAAACUGACAACAGUUAUUUGUUAUACAACAAUAUUAACAAGUAAGUCAUCGAAGAAGAAGAAAGAGAAGAAAAACACUGAUUCCUCUCAGCAGGCGCCCUUUCGUAUAGUCCCAUCCCGGGUGUCCGUACGGUAUGGUAUGGAGUUACCUGAGAAAAGACCGACCGACAAUUAUUCUGGCGACAAGCGGCUUGAAAGUGCUAUUUCCUGAAAAGAACAAGAAAAAUGCCGCCGAAGGGCGUCGGCUGGAAUUGAUACAAUUUUUUUUUUAUUAUUUACAAGAUAGCGCCAAAACUGUUCGAAACAGUUACCUACAAUAUCCAUAGCUGAGUUGAAAUGAACUAAUUUUUACAUUGCAGUUUUACACACAGUACCAGAUCAAUCGAGCCAAAUCGAUCAGCAACUACGAGAACGAGAACAAUUUUUACAAAUAUUUUUAUACAAACACACAAUAGGUCACAAUGCAUAUGUACGCUGCUAGUACGAGAGCAAUGAGUAUUUUACAGAACGAUAAUUAAGUGGAUUAUUAUUGCAUAAAGCAAACAGAUAGAAAGAGAAAGAAAAGAAGAAGAAGAAGAAGAAAAGGAAAGAAAUAGAAAGAAGAAAGAAACAAAGAGAGUGAGCGAGCGUGAGAAAGAGAGAGAGAGAGUGGGAGUAUGAAAUUCAUGAUCAUCACUACUAGACAUCUUGACAAAAUGUUGCUGUGGAUCAUGUGGCACUGUGGACAGCAAAAAAGAACUAGAUUAAAAUCUCCAACUGAGUAGGGAAAAAUCGCCGCACAAGGGGUAGUGUUACAGUAACAAAAAGAAAGGCACGAAUGGAAAUGUGGAAAACUACUCACAGACUGCCCUGUCAGCGUAGGAGUACACUACAGAAACGAUUGCCAUUCGAACAAUUGCGUUGUUUUAUGUUCAAACAGGCAAAAAGCUUCUUUCGAAAAUUUGGUAUUUUCUAUGCGAUUCGCCAAAAGUAAUUGAAGAAGGAAAACAAAAACAGAUCGACAGAUUCUACUUGGUUUCAUCGCAAACCAACGCACAGUAAUAAAUUGCAGUUCUGUUAAAUGGUGUCAAUAGUAUAAAAAGGUGUCAAAAUGGUACGGUAGAAACAUAGUUGUAGAACUUUCAAACAUUGUAAAAUUGAACACAUGCAUACAUUUGUAAAAAGUAAAUGUACAAAUUUCAAAGCUACAAAACCACAUACGCUACGUGCAAUGAAGCGUCACAAUGUAUGAGAAACGGUCGGUAAAAAAAAAACUAUAUAUAUAUACUUUAUAAGAGCUAUAAAAUUUAAAGAAGAAAGGCCAUUGUGGGCCUAGCUGGAGAGUGUGAAAAAAGGGGUCAUUUAUAGCUAGAACAAGUGGUCUAGUGGUACAAUAGAUUCAGGCUAAUCAAACUUAUCUUUUAUCACUUGUGUUUUUAGUGUCAUUCUUAUAGUAAAUAGUAUACGAAGAAUGACGGAGGGGACAGUUAGAUUCCUUGGUGUUCAUUACAACCUAAUGAAAGCUUAUAAAAUCGUGCAGGUGUACCAACCAAAAAACAAACAAAAAAAAAUGAAACAAAAACAAAAAAACGGCAAAAGUGCAGAACUGUGAAACAAAACCGAAAAGAAAACCAUGAACAGGAUAAAAUAUUAUGUAAACCAUAUGUACAAAUCAGGAACUCGAACCUAGCAUCACUAAUGCGAGAACUAAAGUGCGCUCGCGUGUGUGUGCGUUUUCUAAGUAUCAGGUGUGUGAUUUUUGUAAUUUCGUUCAUUGAUUCAACCCCACAACGGUGCCACAACGAUAUUAGAACCAUUAUAUUACAGAACAUUACAUACGACAGAGCAGCUAGAACAAAAGAACAACAAAUGGUCUGCUUUUAUUACUCAAUUCCAUCAUCGUUUCAUGUACCAUCAAAACAAUAGACAAUCCGAGAAUGGAACGUGUUGAGAAAGGAUUUUGUUUUUCUAUAAUUCGCACACUUAACUUAACUAAUUUGUCUUUCCUCAAUUUUGCCACAAAACUAAUUAUCAUACGCAACCGGGUAAUAAAGCACACGCCCGAAGUUCACGCACACUCGCAUUGGGGUAGUAAAAAGUAAACGCGUUAACGCUGCAAAGGAACCAGUCAGCAACCGUUUUUAAGCAACAAAUGAAUAUAAAAAAACAGGGUAAUUUAAUGAAUUUCAUAUACAUUAACUAAUGUUUGUCGAAAACAUUUUAGUGCUACAAAUCAACACAAGACAGAGACAAAGCGUGUGUGGUAGCAUCAUCGAAUUGUGACUAUUGUGCGCUGAAUCAGCAAGAGAUUGAACUCAAUUUCUAACACUAACGAUGUAAUCUAUACAACCCACGUUACGAGAGCCGAGAGUGUGACAGUGGCGUGUGACAGUAGUAUGUGCGAUAGACUAUAAUGUACGCACGCAUAUAUAGAGUGUAGUGAAGAAAUGUGUCACUGCGGACCGCUACAAAUGUUCUAUUUUUACCGUAUUGAAUAUACAACUUAGAACAUACAAUGUAAAGCAAACAAAACAAAGCUGGGCGUGCAGAAAAACAAAAAAUUAAAAGUUUCAUUCUUUCGUGCUUGUGUUAACGCACAAUGUACCACAGUUCGAAACAAAAUAAAACAACAAAUAUUUAUGUCAAUAUUUCUAUACACCACCUUACCGGUCAGUAUGCAAGCAGCAGUAAUGCGAAAAUGGUGACUUGUCUUGUUAAUUUUACUCAAGCAUACAAUGUGAUAUGUAUCGUUUUGGACUUCCGUUCAUAUUAUUGAUACUUAUGUGCUCGUUUCAUAGACUCAUAGGUUCAGUUUCGUUUCGUGACGUGAAUCAUACAAAUUUAGCAAUUGUGUAAAUAUAUAUGAACAAAACAAAACAAAAAAGCCCCCAAAACAAACAAAACAUCCUAGCUUUGGAACAAAACAAUGGUAAUGGAAUGCGGAAACCCCCUUCUGGAUGUAGAAUGUCCAAGCUAGCGUUUUUUCUUGUAUUAUUCUCUUUAUAACCAAAAAUAAAACAAGACGUAGACGAUGUAGGAUGCAGUAAGGAUAAAAAUACAAACUCUCUAGGCAAAUAACUUCUACUUCACUGUUGUUUAGACGAAAAUUAUGAUUGCAAAAGUACGAAAAGUAAAUACAAAAAGCAACCAAAAACUUAACCAAAUUUGUCUACGAGAUACGAAACAGCAUGUGUAUGUGUGCGUUGUGGAAGAAAUCGAAAAAAAAACACUAAAACAAAACAUGAACCGAACGGGGUCACAUAAUUUGAUAGCAUUUGUAAAGCGUAAAGAAAUUAAACAUAAACGUAACGAUAAUUAUUUGCAUCUGCAUGCAACGAUGCAGUUAGUUUGUAUCGUGUUUCCUCUUUCAGGAACAUGCAUUUCGAAACGUUGACACGCCUACAACGCAUCGAUAGCCCCCAAAGAAAAAGGUGCUCGAGCUAUAGGUGGGAAAAUGUUAACAAUUGGUGCAUGAUUCACAUUCUUUUCUGAAAAAUGUCGUUCAGUUCCAGUAAUCGAUUAUGUUUCACAAUAACAAAGCAUGGGAUCCAUCCAUCAUUGAAGGAUCCCUGGGAUGGGAUUGUCAUGCGUGCAAACAGUCCCAGUUCAUCCUGCUCCAUUGGAACAGGCACAUCAGAACGUAACGUGUAACGAUCGGAUUGCUAAAAACCAGGAAUGGGGAGUACGACAUGCAGCUUUGUCAAACACCAAAGCCCACUUUUACUCCUUAAGGCAAAGUUUUCUAGCCGAGACGCUAGUCCCAAGCAAAUCUCUACUAAACGAUCACUGUAAAAAGGAUACUAACAAAGGGGGGAAAGUAACUUAAACAUAAACCAAAUUAAGCAUGCGGCUAACUGAAGCAUAUGGAAAUUCUUCAAAAUUGUGAAAAAGUGUAAUGAUCAUAUUUGGCACUAAUUGAUAUUUACUGUUAUAAAACAAUAACGAAAAUUAAAUAAAAAGAUAAAAAACAACGUCUUGAUCGAAAA